CGCUUCAACUUUGAUAUCCUACGAACCUAAUUUCCAGAACAUAAGUAUUGCCUAGCGUUAGAUAUUAAACUCAUUAUACCGUCAUAUUUAGUCAGAUUAAAACCCGUCUUUCUUUACGGUAUUGGAAUUGUCUACUUAGGGACUCCACAACUCCUCUCCAUAUCUCCCUAAACAUAAAAAUACACACAAAUACAAACACAAACAUAUACCUGCACAAAUCCAAGCACAAAUCCCGACACAAAUCCAAAGAUUCUCUGACACAAACGUCGACGUAUCAGCACACCUCUACGAUGGAGUUCGCCAUCAAUUACCAGUCGAAAGGUCAAUGGCACUUCGCAGACCUUGUGUCUGGUUCUCACCUCGCAUCCAAACCUACGGACGUGUUUGAUCUAUCACAAGAAGGCGGGUGGCUCCUUGUGAAUGAAAAGCAAAGAGUACAUGCCAUGGCCAGUUCUGGCAUGCGAAUCGAUCUGAAGCGCAGAAAUUGGUGUUUUUCCAGUCGUCAAAAAUUGUCCUUCAAAUAUGUUGCUCCUACUAAACCAGCCGAACUUUCUGGGACAUAUACGUGGAAAUAUGAUAAGAAGUGGAAGAAGUAUAUGUUAAAGAAGAGGAGGCAUUCAUGGGUGUUCACCACGUUAGCUCUUGAUACGGAUUUUCCUGCAACUUUGCCUGCCAAAAUGCAAAUUUUUGACAGGGCUGAUAUUUUUGAGCCGGGCCAUGCUCUUAUAAGUAUGAAUAAUGAGUUAGCUUCAAAGGAAUUGGAUAGGUUUAUCCAUUUGUCUACCCUUUCGAUACUUCUCGAAGAAGAGAGGAAAAUGUCGAUAUGCUCCAGGGGCGAUGAAAGGGACGACAAGGCCGACCCGGCUGCACAAACGACAGGUGUGAUGAAGUGUGGAUGUUUGUGUCACUGCUUUCCCGCCAAGUGUACUUUGAUCAAGUUCGAGAAGAAAUUGAACGACAUGUUCAACGUAACAGUUCGGGAAGUGGAAUCUGAGAAGGAAGAAUUACCUGCUUAGUCGACCUAGAUAUUUUAGGCUCACCACUACGGUAUAGUCAUUUUUUCCUAUAGGGAUAGUAAAGGCGGCGUAUCUUGGGGCGCAAAUGUUUCGGAAGGAGGAGCUUAAGGGCAAUAUGUGCUGAGUAUUUGGUAGAGUGAUUAGGUGAUUUUCAGCCAUUUCCGGUGAUUCAUAACGAUAUAAUGAAAACAUACAUAUUAAAGACUUGAAUAUUAAGGUG
This is a messenger RNA of Sclerotinia trifoliorum, 1236 nucleotides long. Lineage: Eukaryota; Fungi; Ascomycota; Leotiomycetes; Helotiales; Sclerotiniaceae. The record is from the annotation of a GenBank genome assembly.